AUGAGCGAACAACUGAAAUUCGUCGUGGAACAGCUGAACAGAGACCCCUUCAAAAAGAACCUUAAUCUCAUCACAUUUGAUUCACUGGAGCCAAUACAACUGUUGCAGAUUCUAAACGAUGUUUUGGCCGAAAUCGACCCCAAGCAAGCCAUCGAUAUUCGAGAAGAAAUGCCGGAUCAGACGGCCAAGAGGAUGUUUACCAUGUUGGGGGUGUUAAAAUACCGCCCCCCUGGAAAUGUCUCUGAAAUGAGCAGUUUUCGGCAAGGUUUAGUGACAGGCAGUAAGCCUGUGGUUCACCCCAUUCUGUACUGGCUUCUCCAGAGGCUUCCAGAACUGAAGAAGAGGGCCUACCUGGCCCGUUUCCUCGUCAAGAUAGAUGUACCUGCUGAGUUCCUCCAAGAUGAUGUCAUUGCAGAUACCUACCACCAGUAUGAGGAGCUGGUAGAAGGAUUUAAGAAUUACCAUAAAGAAUGUGAGCAGCUGAAAAGUUCUGGAUUCUCCACCGCAGAGAUAAGACGGGAUAUUGGGGCAAUGGAAGAGGAGAAGGACCAGCUGAUCAAACGUGUUGAGCGUCUGAGGAAACGGGUGGAGUCUGUGUCCAACCACCAGCGUAUGCUGGAGUUAGCCAGGCAGCUACGAGUGGAAAAGGAGCGAGAGGAGGCCCUGGCUAAUCAGAAACAAGAGCAGAAAAAACAGCUGUUCCAGGCAGAGCAAAGAUUGCAGAGAUCGCAGAUGCAGCUGAAAGAUUUGCAACAGGCAGCAGCAGAUGCCAAACCAGAGAGUAUAAUGAACAGGCUGCAGGAGGAAAUCAAGUUUAACUCCUAUAUGGUGAUGGAUAAACUGCCCAAGGAGCUGGAGAGCAAGAGGCGUCUGGUCCAGUACCUUCAGAAGGUGGUGGCAGAGCCAGUCAUGGGUGACGCUGAGCUGGGAGAGAUUGAGAAGAAGAUUCAGGAAACCAACCUUCAGAUUAAUCAGCUGAUUGAGAAGCGAAUGAUGAGGAACGAUCCCAUGGAUGACAAACUGUCUCUGUUCCGACAGCAGGCCUCUAUCAUCACACGCAAAAAGGAGGCAAAGGCGGAGGAGGUGCAGGAGGCACGGGAGGAGCUAGCUGCUGCAGAGAGGGAGCUGUCCAUGAGGAGCAACCAGGCAAAGGACCUGAGUGGAGAGGAGCUCAUUCACGGAGAUGAGUUCAAGCGCUACGUUGCCAAAAUGCGUGGGAAGAAUAGCGUGUAUAAGAAGAGGCGGCAGGAGAUUGCUGAGCUGAGAGCAGAGUACGGAGUUCUGCAGAGAACCGAGUCGAUCCUCAAACAGCGACACGAGGCUGGACAGCAGCAGCUGCAAUUGUUGGAGACCAAGAAAGGGAUCUCAGGAUACAGUGACACUCAAGAGGAGCUGGAGAAGGUUUCGGCCAUAAAGAGCGAACUGGACGAGAUGAAGGGACGCACGCUGGACGACAUGUCCGAAAUGGUGAAGAAGCUCAAUUCUGUGAUAAUAGAGAAAAAGUCGGCUCUAGCUCCACUCAUAAAGGAACUCAGGCCCCUGAGACAACAGUGCCAGGAACUCACUCAAGAAUAUGAGACCAAGAAAGCCCAGUAUGACACUUUUGCUGCAGGUCUGGAAAGCAACCGGUCCAAACUGGAACAGGAAGUGAGAACACUGAGGGAGGAGAUCACUCAGCAGGAAAACAAAUACCACCAGGUCAACUGCAUGAAAGAGAUCAUUCAGAUGCAGAUGCAGCGUGUGGCAGACGAGAUGAAGGCCUAUGUUUCUCCUGACCCACAGGAGCGGAAGAAGGCCAUCAGAGAGCAAUAUAUGAAGAACAUUGCAGAACAGGAGUCACUGGGAAAGAAGUUACGUGAGCAGCAGAAGCUGGUGCGAGAGAGCCAUGGACCCAACAUGAAGCAAGUGAAGAUGUGGCGAGACCUGGAGCAGCUGAUGGAAUGCAAACGGCAAUGUUUCCUGAGAGCUCAAAGCCAGACCUCCAUUGGCCAGGUCAUCCAGGAGGCCGGAGAGGAUAGGCUGAUUCUGUAAUGGAGCUGGCCCAGCCAAUCACAGCCUUUUAUUACACUUCAUUAGUGAAACAAUGUCAUUCAGUCUCCACUGGGUGU
Molecule: messenger RNA, 2108 nt
Organism: Chanos chanos (milkfish)
Lineage: Eukaryota; Metazoa; Chordata; Actinopteri; Gonorynchiformes; Chanidae
Gene: ift81
Product: intraflagellar transport 81 homolog
Exons: 18
Coding region: 1-2031 (676 amino acids)
Biological process (GO): cilium assembly; intraciliary transport
Cellular component (GO): intraciliary transport particle B; ciliary basal body
Molecular function (GO): tubulin binding
Source: RefSeq, a predicted model, not a curated record